AUGUGCUCCCCUCUUUGCUCUGUGGCUGGAGUUGAGCAAACUCUGGAUGAUGCAUCCAUGAUCGGGCGCAUGGACAGAGCCCGUGGGCUUGAAGCUGAAGGAGAGAAGCGGAUGCGCAGCACAAUGUUGAAGAGAAAUCAAACUGGUCUGAAUGAUGAAGUAACCUUUGAAUGCCUCACUCAUCUCUCCCACCUUUCCCACCAAGCCAUGGCCCACGACCCCUGGCCCACGGCAAUGAGCAGCGCUGCCCUGAAGACCAAGAAGCUGGAGAUGAGGAGAAUGUCUGAGGCUUCAUUAGCCUUUCCAGUGAUAUCUCCAGCUGCAGAGGCUUUAGUUAUUUCUGAAGUCCUGGCAGACACGUGGGUGGCUGCUCAGAAAAGAAAUUCUGAGAGACUUGAAACUAAGAGAGAAAAUCAGGCCUUGAAAGAAACGGUUAAGGCCUUGGUGAUAGAUCUAGAGGCGGAGUGUGUAGCUCUGCAGCAAGGGCUGAUCGACUGCAGUGACCCUAAGAAGGUUGCCCUGAAGCCAACAGUCACCCAGUCGGCUUGCCAGAGGCUCCUGGUAACCUCCAAGCCCAUAACUCUCACCCAGAAGUGCCAUUCUUGCCAAAUGGUCACAAGGAUGAGAAACAGAGAGCAGGACGGAAAUAGCCCAGGAUGUGAUAGUAGUGAUGGGAACAACAAGGAGCCGAAGUCAGGAGGACCAGGAGGCUACAUAAGGAACCCAAGACAAAUCACAUGUGGUGGAUCCUCAGCUUUCCUGCUGCCCUUUCAUUGCAGCGGAGAGAAUGGGAAGAAGUCACUGGGAGUGCCUAUGAUUGGCCCUAUCCACAAGGCACCCAGAGCAUCUCAUGAGGAUCCUGACAGUGCUGAAGUGCCUCUGCCAAGCUCUCAGCACCUGAUUUGCCAGGAGGCCCUGGAGACAAGGGCAAGAUCAAGCACUGGACGUGACGAGGAUGUCCAUAAGCCUCCAGAGCGCUGGAUUCCGAAACCCGUCUUGCAUGUUUGCCGGAAACAUGUUGGUGGUGUGAAGUCUGCUGGCCACUUGUGUGAACCCAUGGCCUCGUUACCAAGCACCCCACUCAGCCAGAGAAAGGAGAUAGAUCCUCUCAUGAGCCCUUGCCUUCUCAGUGAGAAUAACUUGGAGGACGACACUGAAAGAGUAAGAGCCAAGGACAGGGGUGAGCAGGAUUCCUUUUCAGUGACUGCACAGUGCCACCAAACAUCAAAUCUUCCUCUCCUGAAUAACCCACCUUCCCUGGUCUCCAGCGUUGUCUUGUUGGUCUGUGCUACCUUGUGCAAGUUACUUCAGAAGAAAAUACAACAGCAGAGGAUGAAAAUAGCAGAGCUUUUGCGUAAAGAGAGGGAGAUGAGAGAGAAGAGAGAGAAGACAAAUUCCUUGCAGCGCCCUACGCAGAAUGUUGACUCUGGGGAUGCAGUUGAAGAAAGGAAGUCGCCCAUUGCUGCAAACUCGCUGGUGCAGGGAGAGAAGACAGAUUGUGAGCCCACUCAGAAAGUCAGACCUUUCCUUCUCUCGUGGCGGGCGCUGCUCAAUGAGCUCGCAUCGCUCAGCAGUGACAACUGGAAGCAGAAGGUGAGAGGAUUCUUCAGGGUCAGAUGCCUGGCUGUCUUCCAUAAAGAAGUCCUCCUGUCUAGGCUUCAGGACGUUGCCUUGGCGGUUACCAAAGAGGUGAACAACCUCCACUCAAAGGUGUCUCGCUCUGCAAUGGGCACUCUGAGAGACCUCUUCAAGACCAUGAAGAAGCACAUGGAUCCCCAGGUGGAUGUGGCUACUCAGGUCUUGCUCCAGAAGACAGCGGACUGCAACAAAUUCAUUUGCAAAGCAGCUAAUGAAGCCCUGGGGGUCAUGGUGGCCAGUGUGACUCCUGCACGAGCAAUGAGAGCUCUCACGGCUAAUGUAAUCCAUGACCGCAUCGUUGUGGUGCGGAAGUGUGCGGCUGAGCACCUACUGACCAUGGUGGAGCGAAUCGGAGCCAAGAAGCUCCUGUCGGACAGGCGGGAGAGUGCUGAGCUGCUGGUAAAAGUGAUAAUGAAGCUUGCUCAGGAUUGUCAUCCUGACACAAGGUGUUAUGGACAGAAGAUGCUGAAGAUAUUGAUGAGUCAUCAAAAAUUUCAUCAGAUUUUGAAGCACACUGUCCCCUCCCAUGAUUGGAAAGCGGUUAUGGCCACAAUUAAGAAGGAAGGGACAGAACACCGUAUACCUGAACUUUCACCUGCCAAGGACCACAAGAAAUCUUGGAACAGCAACUUGACAAUGCCCCAGGACAACCUGCCUUCUGAUGGACGUUCAAGGACUGGAUCUGAAGAUCUCAUCUUACCCGACCUGACGGUCCAUGGCACGUCACUUCGGACUAGGAGAGAUACCAAAGAGCUUCUGAAGACCCUCCAUGAGCUCCUGACAGCCCAGAAGUUUCAGACAUGGAUGGAAUGAGUACAGCUCCUCCUAGACCACUGCAAAAACAACCCUCAGUUCAUCUCCAGGAACAUUGUCCAGUUUUUCAAUGUUUUUGCACUGAGACUUUAGGAUUGCAACAAGAAAUUGUGCCGGCAGGCGCUGGAGGCCCUGGCUUUGAUGAUGCCCAUGCUCAAAGAUGCCUUACACCCAGUGCUGGUCUCCAUGGUCGCAACAGUCACUAACGGCCUGAACUCAAAGCACUCGGGGAUUUAUGCUGCAGCUGUGGCAGCACUGGAAGCAUCCAUUACUCACCUAGAUAACGCACUGCUGCUGCGAGCCUUUGCCCAGCGAGUGUGCUUGCUGCAGAGCCAAGCUUUGCUGGAUGUCACAGAGCGGCUCCCGGGGCUUGUGGCAUCUGUUUAUCGCCAGAGACCCGAAGCCAUGAAGUGCUAUGCCCUGCCCAUACUCUGGUUCUUCCUGAGAAAGGGGAGCAAGCAUCUCCGUAACAGCAAAGUCAGGGCUGCAGUCACCAAGCUUGCAAAGAGCCUCUAUGAACUGAUUGACUCCAGGCUGAAGAAGGACGCUGCCAGCCAACCACUGCAAGUGACCAAAAACCUCUGGGAUAUCCUGGGCCUGAAUGUCCGCUGAAGGCUUGGUGUGCUGCCGGAAUCUGAUGGAGAGGCACAAUAUGGGACAGGCAGAGGCAAAGGUGGU
Messenger RNA from Cuculus canorus (common cuckoo), 3129 nucleotides. It is a transcript of the gene TOGARAM2, whose product is annotated as TOG array regulator of axonemal microtubules 2. The record is from RefSeq and is a predicted model, not a curated record. Lineage: Eukaryota; Metazoa; Chordata; Aves; Cuculiformes; Cuculidae. The transcript has 18 exons. Gene Ontology annotation, molecular function: microtubule binding. Gene Ontology annotation, cellular component: cytoplasmic microtubule; cilium. Gene Ontology annotation, biological process: microtubule cytoskeleton organization.